Messenger RNA from Sebastes umbrosus (honeycomb rockfish), 1897 nucleotides. RefSeq names its product nurim (gene nrm). The record is from RefSeq and is a predicted model, not a curated record. The transcript is spliced from 4 exons. NCBI's taxonomy places the organism in Eukaryota, Metazoa, Chordata, Actinopteri, Perciformes, Sebastidae. The coding region runs from base 289 to 1092 and encodes 267 amino acids. Gene Ontology annotation, cellular component: nuclear membrane.
AACUACAAUUUUCCUCUCUGGUAGACAAUGUAGUUGUAAAUUAUAUAUUGAAACCUAUUCAAUUCUCUAUGAUCAAAUAUCAUCAAUAUGCAUCAACACGUUGCCCUGACUUGUAGUGGAUGAUAUCCCCCCUGAGAAGACAGCACAUACAUUUACAGUAUGCAUGUCCCCCUCUUACUGGUCCAGCAGCGACACCAUGUGCCAAUAAUUCAGUAUUACAAAAAAAAGAAAAGAAGGAAACUCCCGGAAGAAACUCUGGUUGGUAAAUGAACAUAAACUCUGAUUGAAAUGGCGUCAGUCACAGUCCGAGGCUGGGCUCUCUGCACCGUGUCUCUGCUCAACUGGGCCUUUGUUUUCAUAUCUGGUGCAGACUUUAUUCGCUUUAUAUCAUUUAGAGCCAUUUACCACAACCUCACCGGAGAGACGACACUAUGUCAAGACUCCAUACCGUGGUCGGUGGCCCUGCGGGACAGCUCUGUCCUCGGGUCUCUUGUUGUGGAUCUGGGGCUGCUGGCUCUCUUCAUCACCCAGCACAGUCUGCUCGCCUGGUCGCCUGUCAAACAGGCCCUCCAAUCAGUGCUGGGGCCCCUGAACAGGACGGCAUACUGCUUCACCACCGCACUGGCACUACAGAUCAUGAUGCGUUACUGGCAGCCGGUGACUGACGCCCCCUGUCUGUGGUCAGUGCGUCAUACACCCUGGAGUAUCUGGUUCCCUCUGCUCUGCUUCAGUCUGCACUUCCUCUGCUGGGCAAUCAUCUGCAGCAUCCUCAUGCUCUUUGAUUACCCUGAACUGUUGGGCAUCAAGCAGGUGUAUUACGACUGUCUCGGUUUAGGGGACCCCCUGUCUCACAAGUCACCUCGCGCCCAGCGCCUCCUGUCUCACCUCCGCCACCCGGUGUGCCUGGAGCUGGGCGUCGUGCUGUGGCUCCUGCCGGCCUUGUCCCUGGACAGGCUCCUGCUGGCGGGGACUCUGUCAACCUACCUGGCCCUGGCACACUCUCUGGACAAACAGGAUUUAUCCUACCUCUGCGGCCAGCUUAACAGCAAGCUGCAGCUCUUAGCUGACACCAGCGACCACAAGGAGAAGUGAAACGAACGUCCUGCUGUGAUGUGAAGCCGACUGCUGUCUUAAUACUAACCAGAAAUGUUGUUCUGAAACUGAGUCUGGGUAUCUGCUGCGCUGAAUGCUAAUAGCAAAUGCCCACACUCAAGUUGACACUGUAGUUUUUAAAGUUUUCUUUUCACUGUAUAUGUGGUUUCAGAAAGGAGGAGUUUUAUUACAAAGGAGAUUUUAUUCCACUAUUUGAAAGCACAAUUAUUUUUUGGGGGAUAUCUCUAUAUUCUGAUUAAAUUUAGGAAGAAAAAAUCUUAAAUAUAUUCAGAAUAUAGAGGGUUUUAUUGCUAGAUUUUGUAAUGAAACGGUUACUACACUGAAUUUAUUUUGUUUAUCAUAUAGUAUAUUUUUUAUAGGCUAUUACAUUCCAUGUGCCUACUGCAGGUAUGCUGUAUUUCUACGCACACUAACUAACUACAAGUUGAAUUGUCCUUGAAAGUGAAUGUCACACUGAGAUUUCACACUGUCAAAUGUAGCUUUGUUUUUCAUCAUUUUGCAGCUAUAAUGAAAAACAAUGGCGUUUCUGAGAUUAUGAAUGUAUUUGUUCAGUUGCUUCAUGCUGUGUCGACAGUAACGUCAUGAACAAAGUGAAUAAAGUUGGUAUUAUCAUGCCCUUUCUAAAUAUUAAAGUAUGUCAUUAAUUCUCAAACUUCAAAAUACUGUAAUCUUUGAUUUAACAUGUAUUGGAUGCUAGUGUUAGUUGUCUGCAUUGUGGCCUCACUGUAAUGACAAUAAUAAUGACUUUCAGUAUUUUCAUGUUGAAUAAAUGUAAUAAGCUGUA